GCUCGAGCUGGCGGGCCGCACAGGCAGGCAGCAGCCGCGGCAGGCGCACGAGCCGCGUCAAGGGAGCCGGGGACAGCAGGAUUUUAAGGAGGAGAGGGGCGAGAGGGGGCCGGGCUGGGCGGGCUAGGGGCACCGCGCUCUCCGAACAGCACGGAUCCUUUUUGGAAAUUAAUAUUAAAAAAAAAAAAAAAAGGCAGAGGGGAAGGUGGGAGCAAGAGAGAAGGCAAGACACACACAGAAAGAGCGAGAGACACAGAUCCCCACAGUGAGAGGAAGAAAGGCCACAGUCGCAGGCAGCCGAUGUGAAGACUGGACUCCGUGCGCCCCUCGCCGCCUCUGCCCGGCCACAUCGAUGUUGCAGCCCGCUCGCCCGCAUCACGAUGAACUCACAGCUGACCAUGGAGGCGAUCGGCGAGCUGCACGGGGUGAGCCAUGAGCCGGUGCCCGCCCCUGCUGACCUGCUGGGCGGCAGCCCUCACGCUCGCAGCUCCGUGGGGCACCGCGGCAGCCACCUGCCUCCCGCGCACCCGCGUUCCAUGGGCAUGGCGUCCCUGCUGGACGGCGGCAGCGGAGGCAGCGAUUACCACCACCACCACCGCGCCCCUGAGCACAGCUUGGCUGGCCCCCUGCACCCCACCAUGACCAUGGCCUGUGAAACUCCCCCAGGUAUGAGCAUGCCCACCACCUACACUACCUUAACCCCUCUGCAGCCGCUGCCGCCCAUUUCCACCGUGUCCGACAAGUUCCCUCACCACCACCACCACCACCAUCACCACCACCACCCACACCACCACCAGCGCCUGGCGGGCAACGUGAGCGGUAGUUUCACACUCAUGCGGGAUGAGCGCGGGCUGGCCUCUAUGAAUAACCUCUAUACCCCCUAUCACAAGGACGUGGCUGGCAUGGGCCAGAGCCUCUCGCCCCUCUCUGGCUCGGGUCUGGGCAGCAUUCACAACUCUCAGCAAGGACUUCCCCACUAUGCUCAUCCCGGCGCGGCUAUGCCCACCGACAAGAUGCUCACCCCAAAUGGCUUUGAAGCCCACCACCCUGCCAUGCUCGGUCGCCACGGGGAGCAGCACCUCACGCCCACCUCGGCCGGCAUGGUACCCAUCAACGGCCUUCCUCCGCACCAUCCCCAUGCCCACCUGAAUGCCCAGGGCCACGGACAGCUCCUGGGCACAGCCCGGGAGCCCAACCCUUCGGUGACCGGCGCGCAGGUCAGCAAUGGAAGUAAUUCAGGGCAGAUGGAAGAGAUCAAUACCAAAGAGGUGGCGCAGCGUAUCACCACCGAGCUCAAACGUUACAGCAUCCCACAGGCCAUCUUCGCGCAGAGGGUGCUCUGCCGUUCCCAGGGGACCCUUUCAGACCUGCUGCGAAACCCCAAGCCCUGGAGCAAACUCAAGUCGGGUCGGGAGACUUUCCGGAGGAUGUGGAAGUGGCUGCAGGAGCCGGAGUUCCAGCGCAUGUCCGCGCUCCGCUUAGCAGCCUGCAAAAGGAAAGAGCAAGAACACGGAAAGGACAGAGGCAACACCCCCAAAAAGCCCAGGCUGGUCUUCACAGACGUCCAACGUCGAACUCUACAUGCAAUAUUCAAGGAAAAUAAGCGUCCGUCCAAAGAAUUACAAAUUACCAUUUCCCAGCAGCUGGGGUUGGAGCUGAGCACUGUCAGCAACUUCUUCAUGAACGCGAGGAGGAGGAGCCUGGACAAGUGGCAGGACGAGGGCGGCUCCAAUUCAGGCAACUCAUCGUCUUCAUCAAGCACUUGUACCAAAGCAUGAAGGAAGGACCGUGGACUAGAACCUCGGUGGAAAAGCUUUAAAUUAAA
This is a messenger RNA of Arvicanthis niloticus (Nile rat), 1825 nucleotides long. RefSeq names its product one cut homeobox 1 (gene Onecut1). NCBI's taxonomy places the organism in Eukaryota, Metazoa, Chordata, Mammalia, Rodentia, Muridae. Gene Ontology annotation, biological process: regulation of transcription by RNA polymerase II. Gene Ontology annotation, molecular function: RNA polymerase II cis-regulatory region sequence-specific DNA binding; DNA-binding transcription factor activity, RNA polymerase II-specific. Gene Ontology annotation, cellular component: nucleus. The record is from RefSeq and is a predicted model, not a curated record.